Cervus elaphus (red deer) is the source of this 1141-nucleotide messenger RNA. Its product is annotated as histone H3.3A. Gene Ontology annotation, cellular component: nucleosome. The record is from RefSeq and is a predicted model, not a curated record. The coding region runs from base 165 to 575 and encodes 136 amino acids. Gene Ontology annotation, molecular function: protein heterodimerization activity; structural constituent of chromatin; DNA binding. Lineage: Eukaryota; Metazoa; Chordata; Mammalia; Artiodactyla; Cervidae. The transcript is spliced from 4 exons.
GUGGGUAUAAAAACGGAGGCAUAGGGGGGCUUAGAGCGCAGAGCGGUUUGGUGGUUCGUUGGGAGGGGUACUUUCUCUGUCUCAGCUACUGCGGCUCUUUGGGCAGCAGCGGCUGCGCGGUGGUUGGAGAAGCGGCGUAUAACUUCGGCAUUAGGUAAAAGAAAAUGGCCCGAACCAAGCAGACUGCUCGUAAGUCAACGGGUGGGAAAGCGCCCCGCAAGCAGCUGGCCACCAAAGCGGCCAGGAAAAGCGCCCCCUCUACCGGCGGGGUGAAGAAACCUCAUCGCUACAGGCCCGGGACUGUUGCGCUUCGAGAAAUCCGUCGUUACCAGAAAUCCACCGAGCUUUUGAUCCGGAAAUUGCCUUUCCAGAGGUUGGUGAGAGAGAUCGCCCAGGAUUUCAAAACCGACUUGAGGUUCCAGAGUGCCGCCAUCGGCGCGCUGCAGGAGGCUAGCGAAGCGUACCUGGUGGGUUUGUUUGAAGAUACUAAUCUGUGUGCCAUCCACGCUAAGAGAGUCACCAUCAUGCCCAAAGACAUCCAAUUGGCUCGCCGGAUACGGGGAGAGAGAGCUUAAGUGAAGGCAGUUUUUAUGGUGUUUUGUAGUAAAUUCUGUAAAAUACUUCGGUUUAAUUUGUGACUUUUUUUGUAAGAAAUUGUUUAUAUGUUGCAUUUGUACUUAAGUCAUUCCAUCUUUCACUCAGGAUGAAUGCGAAAAGUGACUGUUCACAGACCUCAGUGAUGUGAGCACUGUUGCUCAGGAGUGACAAGUUGCUAAUAUGCAGAAGGGAUGGGUGAUACUUCUUGCUUCUCAUGAUGCAUGUUUCUGUAUGUUAAUGACUUGUUGGGUAGCUAUUAAGGUACUAGAAUUGAUAAAUGUGUACAGGGUCCUUUUGCAAUAAAACUGGUUAUGACUUGAUCCAAGUGUUUAACAAUUGGGGCUGUUAAGUCUGACCAUACAUCACUGUGAUAGAAUGUGGGCUUUUUCAAGGGUGAAGAUACAAGUCUUAACCACAGUGUAACUUACAGUUUCCUUAAAAAAAAAAAGUAAACCUGGCAGCUAUAGAAUACACUAUGUGCAUUUAUAAUAGCUAUUUUAUAUAUUGUAGUGUCAACAUUUUUAAAUUAAAUGUUUUACAUUGA